CUGCGUGCUCGUGCUCGCGCUCGUUCUCGUUCCCGGUCCCGGUUACGAGAGUUCCGCGGCGUCCGCGCGCUCAUCUCAGCCAGGUCCCCGCCCCUAGCACGCCUGGCUCCCGGGGUACCACAGCCAUGUGCUCGUUAGCGUCGGGCGCUACCGGCGGCCGGGGCGCUGUGGAGGAUGAGGAGGACCUGCCAGAUCUGUCAGACAGCGGGGACGAGGUCGCCUGGGAGGAUGAGGACGAUGCUGAGCCCUUCCACGACAAACAGCAGACCCCCUGCCUGUUCUGUGACAGGUUAUUUACCUCUGCUGAAGAAACUUUUUCACACUGUAAGUCUGAGCAUCAAUUUAAUAUUGAUACCAUGGUCCAUAAACAUGGACUUGAAUUUUAUGGAUACAUUAAACUGAUAAAUUUUAUUAGACUUAAGAAUCCUACAGUUGAGUAUAUGAAUUCCAUAUACAACCCAGUGCCUUGGGAAAAAGAAGAGUAUUUGAAGCCAGUAUUAGAAGAUGAUCUUUUACUUCAGUUUGAUGUUGAAGAUCUUUAUGAACCAGUGUCAGUCCCCUUCUCAUUCCCCAAUGGACUCAGUGAAAAUACCUCUGUUGUUGAAAAACUGAAACACAUGGAAUCCAGGGCACUGUCUGCUGAAGCUGCGUUAGCUAGAGCGCGUGAAGAUCUGCAAAGAAUGAAACAAUUUGCUCAGGAUUUUGUGAUGAACGCAGAUGUCAGAACCUGGUCAGCAUCUUCUACUGCCAUUGCAGACCUCCAGGAGGAUGAGGAUGGUGUUUAUUUCAGCUCAUACGGGCAUUAUGGGAUACAUGAAGAAAUGCUAAAGGACAAAAUACGAACAGAAAGUUACCGGGAUUUUGUAUACCAAAAUCCGCAUAUCUUCAAAGACAAGGUAGUUUUGGACGUUGGUUGUGGAACCGGCAUUCUCUCUAUGUUUGCUGCUAAAGCUGGGGCAAAGAAGGUUCUUGGAGUUGAUCAAUCUGAAAUCCUUUACCAGGCAAUGGAUAUCAUAAGGCUAAAUAAACUUGAAGAUACUAUCAUACUAAUUAAAGGAAAGAUUGAAGAAGUUCGUCUUCCUGUAGAAAAAGUGGAUGUUAUUAUAUCUGAGUGGAUGGGCUAUUUUCUUCUUUUUGAGUCUAUGUUAGAUUCUGUUCUUUAUGCAAAGAACAAAUACUUGGCAAAAGGAGGAUCAGUCUACCCUGAUAUUUGCACUAUCAGCCUUGUGGCAGUAAGUGAUGUGAAUAAACAUGCUGAUAGAAUUGCCUUUUGGGAUGAUGUUUAUGGCUUCAACAUGUCCUGCAUGAAGAAAGCAGUUAUUCCAGAAGCUGUUGUGGAAGUUUUAGAUCCAAAGACUCUUAUUUCAGACCCUUGUAGUAUUAAGCAUAUAGAUUGCCAUACAAUAUCUAUCUCAGAUUUGGAGUUUUCUUCAGAUUUUACUCUGAAAAUCACAAAGACAUCCUUGUGCACGGCAGUUGCUGGCUACUUUGAUAUAUACUUUGAGAAGAAUUGCCACAACAGGGUGAUGUUCUCUACGGGCCCCCAGAGUACCAAAACACACUGGAAACAAACAAUAUUUCUUUUGGAAAAGCCAUUUUCAGUUAAAGCAGGUGAAUCCUUGAAAGGAAAGAUCACAGUCCACAAGAAUAAGAAAGAUCCACGUUCUCUGAUUGUGGCCCUCACAUUGAAUAAUUCGACUCAAACUUACGGUCUCCAGUGACAAAGCCCCUUGCAGUUUUUAUUGUGGGGGUGAACUGGGUAGUGGGUAGAGGCGGAGGGGUUUUAUGUGAGCACAUGGAUGAUGCAUCCUUUCCUCAUGAGUCUCCUCAGUAUAAUUGUGGUAGGAAUCCAGUGUAAUUCAGCUGCAGAAGGGAAUUCACUGAUCCUGGCGGUCCACCUACAUAAUUGCAUUAUUGGGAGUCUGGUCCGUGCGAUUUAACCAAAUGUAACCCCUGCAUUAAGUUUAGCUAUAUUGAAACUCAUUUCAAUUGUCCUAAAUUUGGAGCAAAGAUAGUCUUUUCUUGUUUUUAAAGUUUCCUGCUGUAAAUUUUAAACACUAGUUAUUUCUUAGUUAUUUGGAUAAUGUUUUAUUAAACUAGUAAUUAUACACAAGUUGUUACAUAUUUUACUGCAGAUUUCCUCUCUAAGGAGUAGUUUUUAAUUGUAUUAUUUGUUAGAUUAUCAGGAUAUAAUAGAUUAAAUACCAAGUGUAAGGGACUAAAAUAUGGAAAAGCACAUCACACAAAUCAUAUUUGAAGACAAUUUAGUUGAUUGUAAUUCUGUAGUUCUCAUUUUGUAGCUUCUUCCCUCUUUGCAAAUAUUCUUUAGCCAUUUAUUUGUCUAGUAUUGAGAAGGAAAUCUAAUUUCAAUAUGUUUUUUCUGGGUUUCAUAAAAGUUUUUAAAGAUUGAGGUAAAUAUGUGCUUCUUUACUAAUAUAAUACCUUCUUCAAACUAGAUUUAUGUGCAGUUAAAUGUGUAACUGUUAAUAUAUUACUCUUUACAAUUGCGUCAUUUACAGUGGACUCAGUUCGAAAUGCAGAAUAGAAAACAUUUAAUAAAAUGUAUACAGUAACCAUUAGCAUUAUAAAAUGACAAUUCAAAAUAUUAAGGCCUUUUAUAAAAUCAGAAAUAUUUAAAACAAGUCUUUUUAAAAAUGUUUUAUUAAAGUGUAGUCGAUAUACAAUAUUAUACUAGUUUCAGGUGUACAAUAUAGUGAUAUAACAUUUAUUAUAUACCUUACAAUAUGAUCCCCACAGUAAGUCUGGUAGACAUCUGUCACCAUAAAAUGUUAUAUAAUUGACUCUAUUCCCUGUGCUGUCUGGUACACUUCUGUGGCGUAUCUAUUUUAUAACUGGGAGUUUGUGCCUCUUAUUCUCCUUCACCAUUUUCACUCAUUCUUUCCA
Pteronotus mesoamericanus is the source of this 2904-nucleotide messenger RNA. It is a transcript of the gene PRMT3, whose product is annotated as protein arginine methyltransferase 3. Bases 126 to 1721 code for a protein of 531 amino acids. Gene Ontology annotation, biological process: peptidyl-arginine methylation. Gene Ontology annotation, molecular function: protein-arginine N-methyltransferase activity. Gene Ontology annotation, cellular component: nucleus. The record is from RefSeq and is a predicted model, not a curated record. NCBI's taxonomy places the organism in Eukaryota, Metazoa, Chordata, Mammalia, Chiroptera, Mormoopidae. The transcript is spliced from 16 exons.